GUGAAAACACAUAAUUUACAUUACUGAUCCUCGUCAGAUGGCGCUAAACGUCCCGUGAGGAUGUGGCGAAGUCCAAUAUAAUUUUCUUAUCCAGAAAUCUGCAUACAUGUACACGAUGCAGUGUAAGACUUGUUCUUGGUCUUGAGUGAGGAGGAAUUGUCUUGUGUAAUUCCAUUGUGGUGGGUGAAUGGCAUAAUGCAUUUUCGGCAGAGAAUUGCUUGGAUGAUACUUUUAUUUUAUCUUGCUGCAACUGCCUACAUACUGUACUUCAUAUUUGAAAUAAGUGAUUCCUAUAACAUAUUGGCCUUGGAUCACAUUGAGAAAUUCCACCAAAGUCAUGAUGCAACAUAUCUGUGGCCACUGUCCUCUAUGUGGCGCCAUCUAGCAGACAUUCCAUUCCCCCUGUGGUCCAUUGUAUUUGGAGCAUUUUACCUGCAAGUAUUUUGCACGAUAUUUGCAUACACCAAGGCUGACCCCAAACUUGUGUUUGUGUGGAUGCUGCCUGUUAGUGUCUACUGGAAUUACAAGAGGUGGAGAGAUGCACAGAAAGAUAAUGAAUCGGUGACUCUUAUCAAAGCAGGUCACAAUGGUCACAUCAUCCAAUUAGACACAUAAACUAUAGCUAUCUUCGACGAACGACAACUCCGUACAUGUGCCUCUGAUCAUUCGAGGGCCAAAUAGUAAGAUCACCAGAUACUAAACCGGUGCGCAGACAUCUUGACGAGCGGCAAGGAUACGCGCUA
Messenger RNA from Priapulus caudatus, 743 nucleotides. RefSeq names its product transmembrane protein 251-like. The transcript is spliced from 2 exons. The record is from RefSeq and is a predicted model, not a curated record. Bases 196 to 615 code for a protein of 139 amino acids. Lineage: Eukaryota; Metazoa; Priapulida; Priapulimorpha; Priapulimorphida; Priapulidae.